UCCUCCAGAUGUUGUACACCAAAACUCCUGUCUGAGAUAUUGUAUAAAUAGAAAGAGUUACAGCAUUCACCAAACUCCACCAGAUAUUGUACAACAAAACUCCUUUCUGAUGUAUUGUACAAACUAGCAGAGAACGACUCCUAAAAUGGCAAGGAAGCAGACCCUGGUGCUGGUGAUGAUUGUGAUUAUUAACUGCGACGCCCGUUUACAAGACAGCUACUCAAAGUUACAAUAUGGAUACAGACUGGAUAGAAAGACAAUAACCUCUUUUGUGGAGUUCACUAUUUUAGACUGUGCUGAGGAGUGUUUGAGAACAACACGAUGUAAAUCCGUUAGUUAUUACAAAGGAGUCAAUUUCUGUGAAAUAAACUAUGAGAACAAAUCUUCAGCCAGUGACAGGUUUGUGGAAAGUCCGGGGUGGAUCUACAGUGAAAAGGAAGAUUGGGAUAUUGGUAUGGUGUCUUCUUGUUCGGUAUCAAAUUGUUCCAUCAAUGAAAAAUGCAAACCCUUACCAAUGGGCAGGUUUGAAUGUGUUUUAUCAGAUUGCGGCAUUCCAUCCCAGAAAGGAGUGAAUCUGAGCAGCGUCGGCAGAUGGAAUGGAAUUGGAAUUCAAAGAUUCAUGACACUUGACUGUUACCAAAAUUACAUUCAGUCUGGUUCACGGAUGUUUGUUUGCGCACCAAACGGACAGUGGAAAACGAACUUUAAAUGUGAGCGACAUAAGAGCUGUAUGGAGAUUUUACAAAGUGACCCAGGCGUGGAAGGAAAAGAUGGGGUGUAUUCGAUAGAUGUUAAUGAUCAGGAAAAGAAAGUGUACUGUGACAUGACUACAGAUGGAGGGGGCUGGACGAUUAUCCAAAAACGACAAGAUGGCUCUACAGACUUUUAUAAAACAUGGGCAGAUUACAAGAAAGGAUUCGGAGACCCAUCCAAAAACUACUGGCUUGGAAACGAUGCAAUUUACUAUUUAACAAAGACAAUUCAGGAACUACGAGUAGAGCUGUUGAGUUUUGCUGACGAGAAAGCGUACGCCCUGUACUCCACAUUUCAAAUUGGAGACGAGAGCAGUAAAUACCAGCUUACAGUAUCAGAUUAUUCAGGAACGGCGGGAGACAGUUUGUGGGUGCACAAUGGACAUAAGUUCAGUACACAUGAUGAGGAUAACGACGUUCACAGUAAUAACUGUGCGGUAAUCAGACACGGAGCCUGGUGGUACAAGGGAUGUGCUUACUCCAACCUGAACGGUCAGUACGCCGGGUCCGCUGUGUCUGGUGGAAAAUACCCGUACUGGUAUGGUUGGAAAUCUCGUACAGCAUUAAAGGGGACAUCAAUGCAGAUUAGACCCAAGAAUUAACAUCAAUAACUAAAUCAUGUCAUUGAUAUCUGCAUUGAUCAGUCGACUGAACCAUGUUCUGGAUAUUCUAAUUUUACAACAGAGAGAAUAGUAACGGACGGUUCAUAAAUAUGAUUGAAAUUAUCGGACAUUUUAACAAUUUUAACAACAUAAUUGUUUCUUGAGUAGUAAACAGUAGCACUUUGUGUAGAAUGAUUGUAUUCCAUUUACUUGUGAAAAUAAUCGAUUAUUAAAUCCUGACAAAUGAUCAACAUAUUGUAUGUUCUACAUGAUCUUUAUUACGUUUGAUAUCUGGUGUUUUAUCUCUCAACUGAUUCGAUACGCAAGGGCUUGUUCUCCUUAUGAUCUGUUUUUCAAUCGAGACAGAGCACUGACAAACACGAUGAUGUCACAGGGAUUUCUAGAAUCUCGUUUAAAGUCAGUAUUUUCCAAAUUCUAUGGUCGUUACAAUGAUCUAGUUUGCCCGUAUAACCUAUCAUUGAGUCAAAUGCUGUUUGAAGUGCUUUCCACCGAUUGUUGGGCCGUUCUUGGGACACUGAUUUUGACUUCGGAUUACUCCGUUUACCGGACAUAGAUUUCGCGGCUGGUGUUACCGGUCGACAGGGGAUGCUUACUCCUCCUAGGCACCUCAUUCCACUUCUGGUAUAUCCAGGGGUCCGUGUUUGAUCAACUCUUUAUUUUAUAUUUCUUGUGAGAUUGAUCAAUUUUCGUUAUCUUUGCCUUUAAUCAGCACAUGAAUGUUUAUGACACAUAUGUAUAUGGUUAAUUGGCAUGAUAAAUGCUUGUACAUAUUGUAAAAAAUGUCUAUCUUUGAAUAGUUUCUUAAAUAAAAUGUUUGUAUACCAGAAAAUGUUAUCAUUAAAAAGACAUCUUAUAAAAUGUAAUCAUCAUAAAUACAUCUUAUUUUGAUAAGUAAAUAAUCAUCUUAAAAACAUAUUAUUUUGAUAAGUAAAUAAUCAUCAUAAAGACUCCAUAUUUUGAUACAUACACCUAUUUCCUACACAGAUAAACUACGGUAACCCGAAUUAUGUAAAGUUAUUAAUAUGACGCUUCGUACAUCUGUUAAUUUUUGUCAAUAUACGGAUGUUAAUUUUUUUUUGGAGGAAUGGGUGGAGGUAGGAGCAUUUGAUACCAAGAUAUUAUUUCUCUCAAUUGGGUCGAGUGAUCAUAUCGGUCUCGUAUUCCGUAACAUUGAUGUUUCCAAUGAUUUUGCCUUUGACAUCUUUACAAAUUGUUGUAGUAGUCAUCUAUAAAUGAGUGGUCUUCAGUGGUCUUCAGUCCGCGGAUGAACAAUCCGCGGAUGAAUCUUAAUAUAAUUAUAUAGUACGUCUAUCGUAACGGAUGCAAGAUUUUCUAUGAUGGAAAAUGUAUUAAUUGUGGACAACUUUUAUCUGAUAUUCAUUUAUUAUUGCAGGGCAAUGUCUCUCUUUCUGAAGAGGGAAAUGUAAAGCUUUUUGUUAAUUUUUAGAAAUGUGAAGCUUUUUGUUAAUUUUUAGAAACAUGAAACUUUUUGUUAGUUUUUAGAAACAUGAAGCUUUUUGUUAGUUUUUAGAAAUGCAUAUUACGUGAUACUGGUCGUUUUAAUCAUAAUUUAGCUCCAAGUUAAUAUUCAAUCAUGCAAUUGUAAUAAUGUAAGCGAUAGACAUUAUGAUGGUACCAUUCAUUCUCUGUCUUUUGGCACACUUAUGAAUAUCUAAAUAUUCACGUCAAUACAUUGUUUAGCGUAUGUAAUUGUAUGACAUGUAUUUCUUAAAUAAAUCGUUUCCGCACAAUUUCAA
Messenger RNA from Ostrea edulis (European flat oyster), 3132 nucleotides. Its product is annotated as ficolin-2-like. The coding region runs from base 146 to 1354 and encodes 402 amino acids. NCBI's taxonomy places the organism in Eukaryota, Metazoa, Mollusca, Bivalvia, Ostreida, Ostreidae. The record is from RefSeq and is a predicted model, not a curated record. The transcript is spliced from 7 exons.